CCGGCAGGGUAGAAGCACUGCAGCCUGCAGGAAGGCGCUGAGGCCUCAGGAUCACACCGGCAGCUCCUCUGCAGCCCCGGCUCCUCGCUGUGCAUCUGAGCAGACCAUGGCCAGCCCUCUGUGUGCCCCACUGCUCCUGCUGGCCAUCCUGGCCGUGACCCUGGCCGUGACCCUGGCCAAGACCGUGGCCAAGAGCUCCAAACGUUCGGGCGGCAUCGAGGAAGCAGAUGUCAGUGAUGAGGAAGUGCAGCAGGCGCUGGACUUGCCAUCAGCAAAGACAACGAGGAGAGCAAUGACGUGUACUACAGCCGAGUGCGGCAGGUGUGCGUGCCCGCCAGCAGGAAAAGCUCUGCUCUUUUGAGAUCUACAGUGUUCGCUGGGAGGAUUCAGUGACCUUGGCGAGGUCCAGCUGUGAGAAGGUCUAGGGGUCUGUGCCAGGCUGGGCUGCACCCAGCCCCUCUUCCCCACACUCACAGCUCCCUGUAGUGCUCCCUAGCCCGGGAUGGAGGCCCUGCCCGGGCGCAGGUCUCCCCUGUGCACCAGCGCCGGGAGGGAGGCAAAUGGAGAAGGCUUCGGAGGCCUUUGUUGAACAGCCACGUGGCUCUACCUGUUCCUCUCUCCCUACCGCUUCUCAAAUUUGCUGGUCGUGGUGCACACGCUCUGCUCCUAACAAUCCUGAAAUUAAAA
Molecule: messenger RNA, 687 nt
Organism: Lemur catta (Ring-tailed lemur)
Lineage: Eukaryota; Metazoa; Chordata; Mammalia; Primates; Lemuridae
Product: cystatin-C-like
Exons: 2
Coding region: 107-361 (84 amino acids)
Source: RefSeq, a predicted model, not a curated record